Messenger RNA from Rotaria sp. Silwood2, 387 nucleotides. NCBI's taxonomy places the organism in Eukaryota, Metazoa, Rotifera, Eurotatoria, Philodinida, Philodinidae. The record is from the annotation of a GenBank genome assembly.
AUGUAUUCACUGCGACGGAAACCAUCAAUCAAACUCAAUGAAGAACUUAAUGGUAUGGCUAAACUAAAUGAAUUAUUAGAAAGAUUAGCUAGCAAACAGUAUGAAUUAAAAGAACAAUUUAUCAAUGUCAAAAAUAAUCAGAAUGAGAAUGUACGGUACAAUAUUGGACAAUUGACUGUAAGCAACCAUGAAGCCAAAGAAACAAUACUUAACAGCACAAAAUUAAUAAGAGAUUUAAUUCUACCAACGUUAGAACUUAUUUCAAAAUAUUUAUAUCAUUCAAAUAUGAAUGCAAAUGGUGUUGAUGAUGCAGACUUUAAACAUCAAAUUGAAACAAAACGAACAUUAGUCGAUUUAAUUUUAACAAGUAAAAAAGUCUUUAUAUGA